This is a messenger RNA of Symbiodinium sp. CCMP2456, 423 nucleotides long. Lineage: Eukaryota; Dinophyceae; Suessiales; Symbiodiniaceae. The record is from the annotation of a GenBank genome assembly.
AUGAACCAGUUCCUCAACCAGCAGGUCCACACCGCCGGGGACGUCCUGAAGCUCGUGAAGUCCUACCACAAGGCAGUUAUUCGUCCCGAGAUGUAUGGGAUGGUGGCACAGCUGGAGUCGGCAAUUAAGAAGGUACAUGACCACACCUUCAAUUGCCAAAAGGAACUACAGUUCAUGGUGGCCGAUAACCGAUCGGCACAGAAGCACGCAGCUGGUUUGCAAUUGGUCACCACUGGGUGGCCAAAUGGGCUCACACCGCAGCAGAGGGAGUACAUGUUGGGAUGGAUGCUGGGAAACACGCCAGAGAUCGUGAGCUACCUUCAGGCAAGAGGUUUGCUGGCCCAGGACUACGACCACACCGCCCUCUCCCCCAACGGCUUCGGCAGCUUCUGGUUCAACGUGCUCACCACGGACCCAGUGACG